Galleria mellonella (greater wax moth) is the source of this 5860-nucleotide messenger RNA. RefSeq names its product intraflagellar transport protein 172 homolog (gene Oseg2). Gene Ontology annotation, molecular function: protein binding. Gene Ontology annotation, cellular component: ciliary basal body; intraciliary transport particle B; axoneme. The record is from RefSeq and is a predicted model, not a curated record. The coding region runs from base 72 to 5186 and encodes 1704 amino acids. Lineage: Eukaryota; Metazoa; Arthropoda; Insecta; Lepidoptera; Pyralidae. Gene Ontology annotation, biological process: intraciliary transport. The transcript has 36 exons.
GAAACAAUAAUCAUAACAUAUGGCAAAUAAAUAAUUUGAUCGAUUAUUUUUGUGAUUUUAAUAAAUUCAAUAUGCGAUUCAAAUAUUCAAAAACAUUUUUAGAAGCGCAGGAAUACGAGAGUCCUAUUGCGGAUUUAAGUUGGUCUCCAAAUAACGUGAAGCUUGCGGUGGCGACAUGUGAACGAGUGGUGUUACUGUACGACCGGGAGGGUGUGCGGCGUGACAAAUUCAGCACUAAACCAGCAGAUCCAGCGGCAGGGAAAAAGUCUUAUGUUAUAACAUGUAUAUCAUUUAGCGAAAACUCUGAGCUGCUGGGUAUAGCUCAAAGCGACAAUAUGGUGUUUGUGUAUCGUGUGGGCGCAGAUUGGUCCGGCAAGAAAGUGAUUUGCAAUAAGUUCCCUUUGACUGGGGCACCAACGCAGCUACUGUCUGCUGAUAACGGAUUCUUCACUGCCACUACAGAUGGCAAGAUAAGAUCCUUGGAUUGUAAAAGCAAUAAGAGCUCUAGUUUAUGGACGGUCGGGACAUGUUGCGUGUCUCUGGCCAAGAGCGGAGAAGGCACCUUAGCUUCUGGACACGUUGAUGGUACAUUGUACCUCAACGGUAGAUUACUUCUGCGCUACGCAUUGCCCCCCACCGCUUUAAUACUAUUGCCACCGUAUUUGAUAGUGGGCUCUUGUGACGGCCGGGUGACGGUAUACGAGGCGCAGCGUGGUGCUCUACUGCGCAGCCUAGAGCCUCAACUACCGCCAGAUCGACGUGAUAUUAUUGCUGCCGCGCCGAGUCCUUCAGGGCAGACAAUAGCAUUCGGGGUAUUCGACGGGUGUCUGAUAGGUGAAGUGAAGGAGUCUGGUGGUGUGGAACUGUCGCCGCUAGUUAUACCGAACAUGUAUGCGACGCGUGCCCUCGCCUGGAGCGCUGAUGGUACCAAGUUGGCGGUCGCCUCGCAGACCGGCGCCGUUAUACUCCUUGAAGCUGUUCUCAGACGGUGGGUAUGGCGCGACAGCGUGGAGGUGCAGCACGUGAGCGCGCGCCAGCUCGUGUUGCGGCGGCUGGCGGCCGACGCGCCCCCGCUCACCGUUACCUCCAACCAAGCGCCAGACAUAUACAACGUGCGCUUCAUAGGUAAUGACUGGUAUGCAGUAUGCCGAACUAGCAGCUCACUAAUUCUUUGCGACAUUGCUCGUGGCCUAACUAGCGAGAUUCAAUGGACGGGUAGCGGUGAACGUAUAUACGCGGCUGUGGGAGGCGCAUGCUUAAUUCAUCGUGCUGGAGAAUUGAGUGUCGUUGAAUAUGGGCUUAAUAAAGUCCUGCACACUGUUCGUACGGAGCGCGUGAACCCGCACGUGUUGAGCGUGCGCAUCAACGAGGGCACCUCGUCGACGAGCGGCCGCGACCGCAAGCACCUCGCUUACUUGCUCGACAGGCAGACCAUCGCUGUUGUUGAUCUAUCUACAGGCGUUCAACUAGGACAAUGGUGGCACGAAGCUCGAAUUGAUUGGCUUGAACUUAACGAAAACGGACAAUUGUUAUUGCUGAGGGACACGCGUCGUAGACUUGUGCUUUUGCGUCUUCAUAACGGGGACAAGGAAAUUAUAGCAAGUGGAGUUGGAUUCGUGCAGUGGAUAGAGAACAGUGACGCAGUCGUGGCACAAACACCUACGCACUUAUUAAUUUGGUAUUCAGCUUGGGAGUCGGGAAGUGUGGAAAUGGCGGAAUGUAGUGGUGGGGUUGCGGUGGAGGUGGACUCGCGCCGUGUGGUGUUUGAGGGCGGACAGCUGCCAUACCUGCAGCUAGAUGAGCACCGACUAGCGUUCAACAACGCCCUCCGCAGCGGCGACUUGGUGGGGUGCGCUUCAUACCUGGAUGGCGUGGACAGCAGCGCUGACGUGGCACCGCUGUGGCGCCAGUUGGCUGACCGUGCUCUUGCUGAUGAUGACAUACAACUCGCAGCCAAGUGCUAUCGAGAGGUAGGCGAUGAAGCUCGUACGUUUUACCUUGACAAAACCGUAGAGUUAGCUACUGAAGAAGGUGCUGGCGAUAUUAAUGCAGGUUUAAAAAGUCCAUUAGUUCGUGCAAGACUAGCAAUAUUUGCCGGGGAUUUGUCAACUGCCGAAGAAUGUUACGUGAAGAAAGCUGGUCGACCUGAGCUAGCUAUCAGCAUGUACAAACAAUUCAAUAGAUGGACAGACGCCAUCUCUCUUGCCGAGAGGGUAGAUCGUGCAUUGGUUACUACUUUGAAACAGCAGCAUAUGGAUUACUUAUCGUCAACUGGUAGAUUAGGCGAGGCUGGCGCAGUGUUAGCGGCGUCCGGAGAUGUACAAGGCGCAGUGCGCGUGUGGCUCAAGGGCGGUAGGGCGCGGCGUGCGGCCGCUCUGCUGCUGCAGCACCCCUCCCUACUGCGGGACUCUGAGUUGAUGGACGCCGUGCGGACGCAGCUUAUACAGGAAGAGUGGUGGGAAAUGGCCGGUGAGUUAGCGGAAAGAAGUGGUGAGAACCGAACAGCUGUAGAAUACUACGCCAAAGGAAACAAUUUUGCUAGAGCUGUACAACUUGCUCGAGAAGCGUGUCCGGGCGAGGUGACGCGGCUGGAGGGCGCGUGGGGCGCGUGGCUGGUGGGCGCGCGGCAGGCGGGCGCCGCCGUGCCGCACCUCAUCGAGGCGGGCGACACGCGCGCCGCGCUCGCCGCCGCCCUCCGCGCCCACCACUACAGGAAGGCGCUGCACAUCGUGCAGGUUAUCGAAGACAAGGAAUCUAUACGAGAAUACUGCGAGCAGUUGGGUGAUCAUUUUAUAGCAACUCAAGAGUGGGAGACGGCUGAGCGCGUGCUGACGUCGUGCGGGCUUGCGGAGCGAUGCGUACGCGCGUACAACGCGGCGGGCCGCGCCGCCGACGGCCUGCGCCUCGCCGCCGCGCACCUCAGCGAGCGCGACACGCGCGACAUCUACAUGCCGCUCGCGCAGCAGUUGCGCCGCGACGGACAUCUACGCAGGGCCGAGCAGAUCUACAUCGGGCUCGGCGAGCCGGACGAGGCCAUUUCUAUGUAUAAGGAUGCAUCACAGUAUGAAGCUAUGUUACGGUUGGUGGCCGCACAUAGGAGUUCUCUACUGGAGGCCACGCGUCGUCACGUAGCGCAAGCGCUCCAUGCUUCGGGAGAUUUACGUGCCGCUGAAAACUAUUACAUACAAGCGGAUGAUUGGAAGAGCGCGAUCCAGAUGUAUCGCUCCGCUGGACAAUGGGAGGGAGCAGAACGCGUCGCUCGGGCUCAUGCACCCAGCGCAGUGCAACAACAGGUGGCUCUGCAAUGGGCUGCAGCUUUAGGUGGAGCGCCGGCUGCCCGCUUGCUAGCCGCUAGGGGACUCGCGGCGUUAGGGGCACGAUGGGCAUUACAAGCACAGAGGUGGGACAUAGCGACGGAGCUGAGCGAGCUGGGCGGCGGCAUCACGAAGCGCGAGGUGCUGCGGCACGAGGCGGCCGCCGUGGCGGAGGAGAGGCCCGAGGAGGCGGAGGCGGCGUUCGUGCGGGCGGGCGCCGCCGACGACGCCGUGCGCAUGUGGGCCGCGCGCGGGCAGCACGCGCGCGCGCUCGCGCUCGCCGAGCGACACGCCAAACACAUGGUAGAAGAGGUCUUGGUGGAAGGAGCGCGCGCCGCAGCAGAACGCGGGGAUUUGCCGCAGUUUGAGGCGCUCAUGAUUCGAGCUAAUAGGCCGCGGGAGGUCGUGCAACACUAUAAGGAUCUUGAGCUCUGGGAGGAGGCAUCACGUGUAUCCCGCGAAUAUUUACCCGACAGCGGAGAGCCGGUCCCGCCUACUGUUCCACCAUUGCUACAGCGCGCUGCAGAACAUGCAGAUAGGGGCGAGUGGUGGGAGGCGGUGGAGCUGCUGGUGAGCGCAAGCGCGGCGGGCGCGGCGGGCGGCGCGGCCGGGCUCGCCGAGCGCGCCGCCCUCCGCGCCGCCCGCCUCGCGCGCGACCACCUGCACGCCGCGCCGCGCCGCCGCGCCGCGCGACUCCUCGCCGACAGGUUUGCGGCUAUCGGUCAGAGCGACAUCGGGGAACAACUUCGAGCCGCACUGACUGAAGGUUAUGAAGGAGAUGACGAAAUGGCAGGUGCAUCACCGCAAGAGGAAUACGAGGAGGAAACGGAGCCGGGCCCGUUAGUACGCGAGCCGGAGCCGGAUACGGAAGCGGACGGCGAGUCGGAAGCACUGGAGCGGUUGGCCCGUGCGGGCCACUGGCAGCGGUGCCUGGCCCGGGCGGGCCGCGCCGCGCCGCACUACGCGUUGCGAUACGCCGCCCAUCUCUUUAAGGCACAUCCUCGUAUGGAAGGAGUGGACAUCGAAAGUGAAGAAGCGCCUGAGGGAUUGUCGCAAGCGCUGGAGGCGCUGGACGAGUACUUGGUGCGCGGGCAGGGCGCGGCGGCGGCGGCAGCGGGCGCGGACGCGGCGCUGGCGCGCGCCGUGUGCGGCGAGGUGGUGGUGCGCGCGUCGCUGGCGCCGCGCUCGCUGCGCACGCUGCACCGCGCCGCCGCCGCCCUGCUCGCCGCCGGCGCAGACCACAGGACCCUGCAGGCUAUAACUCUUCUAAUGGCUUUACACGUACCGCAAAUUGCUUCUAAGGCUGCGCGAGCACUGCCGCGGUAUACGGAUAUUAUUGUUGCUGAUGUUGCUUACUACAUAUGCGGAGUGCAAGUGCGGUCUGAAGGAACUAGUGGGUACCGUGAAGCAUUUGUUCUCCUCAAUCGAUGCCUCGACUUGGUGGAGGCGGCAGAAGAUGACACCGUCCAUCUUCUUGACUACACUGAUUUUGAGUGCACGGACUGGUCGCGGCAGCCGCUGGUGGUAACGGGCGGUGGCAGCGGUGGUAGUGGCGGCAGUGCGGUGCGGGGCGAGGCAUUGCACGAUGUACGCGAGUGGGUGCUCGCCGUGUCCAUGGAUCAGGGGGUUGAACAGACCCUCCCGGUAGAGGGCGAGGGCGAGUACGCGAGCCGUGUAGGCGCCGAUCAGCAGUGCUGCGUGCUCACCGGAUAUCCGCUGGGUACACGCCUCGUCACUUUUACAAAUGGGCGGUGCGCGAACAGAGAGUGGUGGUCGCGCGUGUCGAGCGCGGCGAAGGGCGGCGGCGCGGCGGCCGCGCUGCUGCACCACGUGACCGCGUGGUGCGGCCCCGCUGACUACUCGCACGUAUAGACUAGCUAUAUAGCAGGUAUCCAGAAUAUUUCCUACCGAGUAAACAAUGGAACUAGACUUAUUCAGUUUGUUUGGGAGCGCCAGAUGAAUAACAAUGGAGUGGCAUCCCCACCCGAGCUAUUGGUAUACGCUAGCGAGGUACUAGUGAAAGAUGUUAAAUGAGGAUAUAUUCCUUAUAACUACAGCACCAUUCAUGUAGAACGAAAUUUUAGAUGCGAUUUUCUCGCAUACUUGAGGCCAUUUUUUUACGGGUAACCAUUUGUUACUUUAUAUAAAAAGAAAAAAAUAAUAAUUUGGUGUAAAUCUUAUUAAAGAGCGUGAUGAGAUUAAAUUUAUCAAAAAUCAUAUCUAAUUUUACCUUUAGUUGUAGCUAACUGAGAGCAGGCCAUCCGAGUGCAUUGUAUUAUAUUUUUGCUCAUAUUUCAUUUGUCUGUAGAAGACAGCAAUGGGAACAUAUUCUUUUUUUUUCGAUAUAUUAGUAGUAUACCUGCUUAUGCCAUAGCCCAGGAUAAACUGACAGACAGGAUGCUGUUAUAUACCUAGUUUUUUAAUUCUGCUACUAUCUAUACAUGUGCAACUUAUAGUCAUUAUAGGAUAUGAAAGAUUGUAUAUUUAGCAAGAUAUACCCAUUUGUUUACACCUACAAAUGUAUCUAAUAAAUACAGUAUUACGUU